CAAAUGUCACAUGCUUUGCAGACUUUGCUUCAAGCCUCAUGCGUCCUCCAUGGUGAGCAAAUCUUUGGCUAGUCCUUUGAACUACCAGCGCUUUGAACUGCUGGGAUGAGAGCCCGAAAGCUGGAGUUUGGCAUUUGUGGUUUGGAUAUCACCUAUCCACGUGAUCGACUGGGCAAGCUCUUCCAAAGGCCCGACGCAUGCCGCGUGGAGCCCGUCGCAGCCUUUCAGUUGGCAUAUCAAGGAUUUCCUUGGGAGAGGGCUGUGGGCUACCGAGACUCCGAUGUGACCCUCGAGGGGCGCCGUUAUCCGGGUGGUGAGACUUAUCCAUCCUGGCGAGAGAUCGAGGAGAUGAUUACAGCCAUGCCGGCUGGGACAAAGCUCUCUUAUCAUUUGAAUGAAACGCAAGACUGGAAGUACGUCUCCUGGCUGCUGACGGGGGACGAGCGCAUGGAACGGCUGAUCAGCUUCCUAUGUGAGAACGAUCGCUUCAAAGCCCGGCACAUCCAGAUCAACGUCAGUGCACGAGGGGUGGAUCCCACGCUCUUUAGCGUCGGCGAGGGCACCUUGAGUUCUGAGACCGUGGUGAAGCUGGCGGCGAGAUAUCCGGAGACCAUCUUCUUGCUCUCGGUCUUCGAGCGCGAUGGGGUGACCUCCUGGCCCUGGGUCCGUCAAACGCUGGACCUCUCCCGCGGGGCGCGCGCGGCUUCCGCCACGCACGCGCGGACGCUGCAGAACCUGGCGGCCUUCUUCGAUGACAGCGGCGGCUUGGGGAUCCAACCCACGGAGGUGCCAGAGAUCCCGGUGGGCUAUCCACGCGGUGUCGGGCAGCCCAUCGGCUUCACCGGCGGCAUCGUGGCAGAGAACGUGAAGAGCUGGUUGUCGAGGUACGAGGAACGAGCACAGGAGGCGGAGUGCUGGUGCAUUUCGGAUGCUCAGUCGGGCUUUCGAGUGGAGCACAGUCGCUCGAAGCCCAUUGAUGCUGAAAAGCUGGAAGACAUGGUGAAGAGGAUUUAUGAGUACGGAGCCGAAACUGGGGACCGCACGCUGCAGGAUCUCCGUGAAGAGGCACAGAAGAAGCUGGAGACACUGGAUGAGUCCGAACUUCUGGAGUUCGUCACGAAUUCCACGGAGAAGCAAGAUUCCUUGACGUUUUCAGCAAGCAUGGGCUAUGGUGACAGUGCCGUUCUCGCGCCUGGUGCAGCACUAGAGGAUUCUGCUGGCUCAGGUCCGACGAGCCGCGGGGGAAGUCGCCAGGAAUUCCAGAGAGAUUUGGACCAGGUGGAAGCCAAGUUUCGCUCCACGUUGGGAACUGAAGGGCUAACGCGGCAAAGAUGGAUGAUGCUUUUGAUGAAGGCCGGUUGCGCAUCACAGGAUGCCAAGGCGUUGCUGAAGGACUACGAGGAUAGCCACAGCAUCAGUGCCUUGUGGUGCGUGUUCGAGGACGUGUCGUUCAGCGUUUGGAUCUUCCUGGACCCGACCGACCCAGUACUCUAGAAAAUGGUACAUGGCCCUAUAAAAACAGGUACUUGUACCUAUUUUCCGAGGUACUUUGAGACUCCAGGUUGACACCAACAGCUUUCAGUGUGGAGUUCCCAAAGUGGUUCUUGGGACCCACAAACAGGUCAAGCUGUGGUAAAAGGGAGGAAGGUUUUGGAUGCAUGUCUUCGAAGACUUGGUUCGGGGUACCAAGAUCUGGUUAGUUAGUGACUCUCUGAGCGCAGCAUUUCUUGGGUUGUGAACGAUUCAGAUGUUGCUGUUGUUCAUUGCUCCAACCGCAAAUUGAGGAUAAAUUCAAUUUAAGGACAAACACCUUGUUGGCAAGCCACAUUACACUGAAAUGACCUCUAGUGACUCUAGUAUAUGGUAAAAGUGUGAUAGACGAGCUAGACGACUAAAAGAUCCACAAAGAUCAAAGGAAAGCUAGACAAACUAACCCUUCUGUUGGGAUUCUCCCCAUGCCAUUGCAACACCGACAUCCUUGGGUGCCUCAACUUGAAGCGUAAGAAGACCAGGCGUAAGAAGCUUCUUCUACCUGCUCCGUGGCAAAGUUGCAGAUCCUGAGGCGGGAAAUAGAGCGCCACGUCUUCACGGAUUCCACAAACAUAAUCCCUAGUGCUCCUUUGAGCCUCCAAACUCACCCCAACCACCUUCUCAGGAGGUAGUUGGACCGCGUGGGAGACCGAUGAAGUCGUUUGGCUUGCUUUUUUGUAUGUUUUCUUUUUCUCCAUCCUGCGGGGAAGGAGGAGUCCCACACCCACACCGCCCACACCAAAGCAAGUGACACCACUGGAUGAUUAGCGGGCCGUUGGAGCAAGAUUCAGCUUAAAGGACCGCUAUACAUGCCUUGACCAUAUGCUGGACAAUCUGACCACUUCAAGCAACUUCAAUCUACACGCCCUGAGAAAAAUAAUGGUUACGUGGA
This is a messenger RNA of Durusdinium trenchii, 2422 nucleotides long. The record is from the annotation of a GenBank genome assembly. Lineage: Eukaryota; Dinophyceae; Suessiales; Symbiodiniaceae.